Ruditapes philippinarum (Manila clam) is the source of this 2383-nucleotide messenger RNA. RefSeq lists its product as uncharacterized. The coding region runs from base 368 to 2026 and encodes 552 amino acids. NCBI's taxonomy places the organism in Eukaryota, Metazoa, Mollusca, Bivalvia, Venerida, Veneridae. The record is from RefSeq and is a predicted model, not a curated record. Gene Ontology annotation, molecular function: protein binding. The transcript is spliced from 8 exons. Gene Ontology annotation, biological process: signal transduction.
GUUAAUUUGGAAACGUUUAUAUUAUUACGUUUACAUUUAUCUGGGACAUAAGAUCUUACGUCCCAGCAUUUAUUUAAUGUGAAUUUGAAUGUAAGUUAUAAAAAACAAGCAAACAUAAAAUAAAACUAUUUCAAUAUUAAAAACGAUAAAUAGUUACGCGUUAUUUACAUAAUAUUUAUGUACAAUUAGAGCGAUUGGAAUGUUUAUUACAAUCAAAGUGACAAAAAGAAAGAAGAGAAUUUCUACUGAAAAUGCACCAAACAGACAAUCAGUAAUGAAUGCUCAUAAGUCAUACAUACACUGAGUUUCCUUUUGUAUGUACCAUGAAAGCUUUAUACGAACUAUAUAGUUUAUUCAUGUAAAUGGUAUGAGGUCGGACUAUUUAGGGCCGAUCAUACUUUUGACAUAUUUGAUCACCGUUUUUGGUGUAACUGUACCAUGUGGUGAAACAUAUCUUGCUAAAAAUGGUCACCGGUGUUACCCAUGCAGUGCGGGAUAUUAUAUAGUUUCGGAUUGUGUGAUAGACGGGGAACAGUCAAGAUGUAGACCUUGUGGGUACGGGGAAUAUCUCCCCACUUGUGAUAAUUCGACACAGUGUAAUCUGUGUGAUCUGUUUUGUCAUGGAGGACACGUUGAAAUUAAACCAUGCACAAAAACCAGCAACCUAAAAUGCCAGUGCCUAGAUGGUUAUUAUUGGAAACCGGCCCAUCAUCGAAUUUGUACAAAGCAUAGGAAAUGCAACCCUGGAGAAGGAUUAAAGACAAAAGGAACACCAUAUGAAGAUACAAUAUGCGAGCCAUGCAAAAACGGCACAUCAUAUUCCAAUUUGACUUCAUAUAACGAAUGCACGCCAUGCUCUGUCUGCAAUAUAACGCAAAUAAGCUGUAACAAUAUCCAUGAUACCGUUUGUGGCAGCAAACCGGAAGGCACGACGAACACUCCCGAAGCUGAUAGUGAUAAUUAUUCCUGGGUGAUACCAGUUGUAGUUGUUGGUGGUUUCUUCUUUGUCGUCGUCGGCGUCGUUUUCCUCUGUAUCAGACACAGACGAAAUCAAAACCAUAAUACUGGCAAUGGCAGAGCUCAGAUGUCAAGCACCUUUAGUAAUGGACGUGUAAACAUUCCUUCAGAUAGCAAAUCCGCCAUAAACUCGGACAGACGUAGUCCAGAUUUGACAAGUCUACAACAAAACGGUUUCAACCAUACAAUAGAUGUCAGAAAUGACACGAAUAAUAAGCCAAUGUCCAGUAAUGAAGUGCAAGAUGAAGGCGUUUCUAAACAAAUAUCGUUAAACAAUGGCAGUAACAUAUCUAAAACUGAGGGUCAUGAUGUAAAUGAAAUCGGCGCCAUAAACAACGACGAUAGCAAAGCUAAUGGAACUCUAUCCCACACGAGCAUAGAAUUAGAUGCUGCAGGUGUUCCCUCGAGACAUGUUCAACCAGAGACGUCAUCAUUGCAAAGUGCUAGAGAUAAUAUAAGUAAUACAAAUGCAACUGAUCAUAUCAAUACGGUUGAAACUGGGUGUACCCCUUCAUUGGGAGCUGUAACUUCAGUUCAGUCAGACGGUACUGGACAAUCUGAUAAUGGGAACGGGACAGUUUCGUCUGAUAAACAUUGUUAUGAAGUGUUUACCUUCAUAUCUAAACAAUUCUCAUGGAACACGUUUUUGAAGUUCUACAGGCGGCUUAUAGCGGACACAGAUAGCAAACCGUUAUCAAAUGUUCAAGCUGAUAUUGAGAACACUCGCCAAGAAUGGCACCAUGAUAUCAAAGAGGAAAUGUACAGACUAAUGAAUAACUGGAAACAGAGGAACCCUAAUGCCACAAUGCAAAGUAUUGUUGAGGCAUUAGACAAAUGUGAGGAGAAGCUCAUGAGCGAAAAACUAAUGUCAUUUAUAAACAAUCUGACAAAAACUGAUAAGGUUAAUGGUGCUUUAAAGAGCGAUAUUGUGCCAUACAUGGGUGAAAGAUAUGCUCGUGGUGAGCUUUCUACAUCUGUACAGACUGUAGACAAUGAAGGAAUUGUGUAAGGAUGUGUUCAGGAAACAAAUCAGUCCUGAAACGAAGAGUAAAAGCCACAUAAAAACUUAUAGACUUUGCAGUUCUACAUUUUCAGUAUAAUGUAUUCUGUGUACACUGUAUAUAAUUUUCAAACUUUCUGCUUAGCUCAAACUGAAACAAAAUGUAGAUCUUUCAAUUACUCCACAUAAUUAUACAAAUCAUAUGCAUAAUAUAUUUGGUUUUGAAUCUCCAUAUAUAGAUACUGUGUGAUUAGAUAUGAUAGAUUUUGUAUCUUUUCUUUUGUGACAGUUUCCAUGCUUAAAGAAGUAUUAUGAGCCGCGCCAUAACGAAACCAACAUAAUGCGUCUGCGACCAGCAUGGAUCCA